UGUACACAGCGUUGUAGGCUACUGUGUGUGGAGAUGUGAUAGUUAGUUUGCUCAUGUGUAUUCUGAACUUAUAACCCAUUAAAGAGUCUUUCACUGAAUAUCAGCCGCAAGAAAUACGAAAUGUCUGCCGGUAGUAAAAAAACAAGCACAAUAUUUGCUGGAUUCAGGGCUCUUGGACUGUAUUCAAACCACCUUCCACACGUGGUACGCUACCACAAGAAGCAUCGGGAGUUCUACGUUGUUACAGCUGUCGGGAAAUGUUUUCACACAUACAACGUUAAGAAACUUGGCAUAGUUGCAGUCAGUAAUGCCCUUCCCGAUGAUAUAUCUUGUCUGGCUGCUGACCGGAUGCUGGUGUUCGCUGCACAUGGCAAAACUGUUGUGGCCUUUGCCAGGAACAAAGAGGUUGUGCACACAUAUUCUGGCCAUAGAGAUGAUGUUCACCUUCUCCUACCUUUUGGAGACCAUUUCAUCUCUGUGGACAGGGAGAAUACUGUCAUCAUCUGGGAGGUGGAGGCUGAAGAGGAGUAUUUGCGGAUAUCAUUUGAUAAAGUCUCAUUUGAUGUGUCUGCUGUGAUGCACCCCAGUACCUACCUGAAUAAAAUCCUGUUUGGCAGCAGCCAGGGAGGACUUCAGCUUUGGAACAUUAAAUCCAAUAAGCUUCUUUACACAUUCCCUGGAUGGACCUCGGCAGUAACAGUUCUUCAGCAGACACCUGCUGUAGACGUUGUAGGUGUGGGCUUGGCAUCUGGACAGGUGAUCAUUCAUAACAUCAAGUUUGAUGAGACACUGAUGAAGUUCCAACAGGACUGGGGACCAAUCACGUCCCUGAGCUUUAGGACAGAUGGGCAUCCAAUAAUGGCCGCCGGAAGUCCAGUUGGUCACAUUGGAUUGUGGGAUCUGGAGGAAAAGAAGCUGAUUGGACAGAUGAGAGAUACCCAUGCCACAGCUAUUGCUGGUUUGACCUUCCUCCUCAAUGAACCCCUCCUCAUCACCAAUGGCGCCGACAAUGCCAUCAGGGUGUGGAUUUUUGACACUCCGGGAGCCGAGGGCCGCCUGCUCCGCUGUCGCCUUGGACACAGUGCCCCGCCCACCAAGAUUCUUCACCACGGCAACAACGGGCAAACGAUUCUCAGCGCAGGUCAAGAUGGCACGCUGCAGUCCUUUUCUGUUGUUCAUGAGCGAUUCAAUAAGAGUUUGGGCCAUGGUACUCUCAACAAGAAGAAAGCCAAAAAGAAUGGCUUGAAAUAUGACACCGCAAAGCUGCCAGCCAUCACAUCGUUUGCUUCAGAGUGCGCUCGGCAGAGCGACUGGGAUGGCAUCGUGGCAUGCCACCGCGGCCACCUCGUCGCCACAACCUGGAACCACCAGAAGGGCUCGAUGGGCGCGCACAAGCUGGAGCCGAAGCGCUUCAACCACGACCGGGCCCUGAAUGUGCACGCCACGGCUGUAGAUAUUUCCUCAUGUGGGAACUUUGUGGUGGUGGCUGUCUCUACCGGGCACAUUGACGUGUACAACCUGCAGUCUGGCCUCCACAGAGGUCAAUAUGGGAAAGACAAAGCUCAUGCCGGCCCGGUGCGUGGCGUGGCUAUCGACGGGCUCAACCAGCUGACCAUCAGUGCCGGAGCUGACCAUCUCCUCAAGAUCUGGAAGUUCAAGAGCCACGAGCUUCUCCACACACUGAGCUUAGAGUCCUCGCCAGCCACGACGUUGCUGCACAGGGAGAGUGGAAUGCUAGCCAUUGCUUUGGACGACUUCACCGUCAACGUGCUGGACAUCGAGACCAAACGAAUCGUCCGCAAGUUCUCAGGACAUCGUGGGCAGAUCAAUGACUUGACGUAUAGCCCAGAUGGCCGCUGGUUGAUAACGGCUUCCAUGGACUGCACCAUUCGCACCUGGGACCUCCCCUCUGGCUGUUUAGUGGACUGCUUUCUGGUGGACGCUGCAGCAGUAAGCCUCACGAUGUCCCCCACAGGAAAUUUCCUGGCGUCCUCUCACGUUGACAACCUGGGCAUCUUCUUAUGGUCAAACAGUACCUUGUGCAGUGUGGUGUCACUGCGCCCCCUACCUACAGACUACGAGCCUGCAGUUGUCAUGCUGCCUGGGACAUUCCCCAGUCACGAUGAUGAAGAUGAGGAAGAGGAGGACAUGGACAGCUCCGAGCUGGUCGACUACAUCUCUCCAGCGCAGCUCGACCAACAUCUCAUCACCCUCUCCUUGCUACCCGAUUCACGCUGGAAGAACCUGCUCCAUCUCGACAUCAUCAAGAAAAGGAACAAGCCCAAGGAGCCUCCCAAAGUGCCUAAGGCAGCACCCUUCUUCAUUCCCACCCUCCCUGGCCUGGUGCCCCAGUUUGCUCUCCCGGAGACCCCCCAGGCAGAUCAGUCCAAGGUCUUUAAUUUUGGAGUUUUGGCCCAAAAGUCCCCAUUCCACAUGCAGUUGGAGAAGGCUUUGGUUAGCAACAACUACGACGGGCCCUUGAAUCUGCUGAAGGAGAUGGGCCCUUCAGCCAUCGACACCGAGCUGCGCAGCCUGGCCCCUGACAUGGGCGGAGACGUGGACACUCUGACGGCCUUCCUGAGGUUGAUCGGCAGCAUGCUGGACUCCAGGAGGGACUUUGAUCUCGCCCAGGCCUACCUGGCCCUCUUCCUAAAGCUGCACCUCCGCCUGCUGUCGACGGAGCCCACGCUGCUGCAGGAGGCGGCGCAGGUCUCGCGGAGGCUGGAGGAGACCUGGAGCCACACGCAGACGCAGCUCAACCAGAGCCUGUGCUUACUGCAGUACAUGAAGAGCGCCUUACUCUAAACACAUGCACACGGACACACACACACACACACACACACACACACACACACACACAUACAGGGAGAUACUCACAUUCACACAUAUGCUCUCUCUCACACACAUACACACACACAUACACACACAACACUCACACACCCCGCUAUCACCCCUGCCCCCUCACAUAUGCUCCCUGCGUUGCCACUGCAAGAGGUGCUUGCUCGCAGUCCCCGUUUUUGUAUUGCCGCGUUUUAUAUUGUGCUAAAUGUGUAAUAUAAAUAUAAAUAUUGAAUGGUAA
This is a messenger RNA of Sardina pilchardus (European sardine), 3079 nucleotides long. RefSeq names its product WD repeat domain 36 (gene wdr36). The transcript has 23 exons. Gene Ontology annotation, cellular component: small-subunit processome; Pwp2p-containing subcomplex of 90S preribosome. Gene Ontology annotation, molecular function: protein binding. The coding region runs from base 121 to 2805 and encodes 894 amino acids. Gene Ontology annotation, biological process: rRNA processing. The record is from RefSeq and is a predicted model, not a curated record. NCBI's taxonomy places the organism in Eukaryota, Metazoa, Chordata, Actinopteri, Clupeiformes, Clupeidae.